This is a messenger RNA of Choloepus didactylus (southern two-toed sloth), 429 nucleotides long. RefSeq names its product lactalbumin alpha (gene LALBA). The record is from RefSeq and is a predicted model, not a curated record. The transcript has 4 exons. Gene Ontology annotation, molecular function: lactose synthase activity; calcium ion binding. NCBI's taxonomy places the organism in Eukaryota, Metazoa, Chordata, Mammalia, Pilosa, Megalonychidae. Gene Ontology annotation, biological process: lactose biosynthetic process. Bases 1 to 429 code for a protein of 142 amino acids.
AUGAUGUCCUUCAUCCCUCUGCUUCUGGUGGGCAUCCUGUUCCCUGCCAUACAGGCCAGGCAAUUGACAAAAUGUGAACUUUCCCAGAUGCUGAAAGACCUAGAUGGCUAUAGAAACAUCACGUUGCCUGAAUGGAUCUGUACCAUAUUUCAUAGCAGUGCUUAUGAUACACAAACCAUGGUCAAUAACAAAGACAGCACAGAAUAUGGACUCUUCCAGAUCAGUAAUAAAAUUUGGUGCAGUGACCACCAGAUCCCUCAGUCAAGGAACAUCUGUGACAUUGCCUGUAACAAGUUCCUGGAUGAUGACCUGACUGAUGACAUCAUGUGUGCCAAGAAGAUCAUGGACAGUGAAGGAAUUGGCUACUGGUUGGCCCAUAAACCACUCUGCUCUGAUAAUCUGGAACAGUGGCUCUGCAAGACAUCAUGA